This is a messenger RNA of Caenorhabditis elegans, 1549 nucleotides long. It is a transcript of the gene F48E3.2, whose product is annotated as Major facilitator superfamily (MFS) profile domain-containing protein. The coding region runs from base 36 to 1502 and encodes 488 amino acids. Gene Ontology annotation, cellular component: membrane. Gene Ontology annotation, biological process: transmembrane transport; hexose transmembrane transport. The record is from RefSeq and is marked reviewed. Gene Ontology annotation, molecular function: transmembrane transporter activity. The transcript is spliced from 8 exons. NCBI's taxonomy places the organism in Eukaryota, Metazoa, Nematoda, Chromadorea, Rhabditida, Rhabditidae.
ACUUCUUCAGAAAAAGUUUCAGAACCAGUGACAACAUGCAAAAACUCAAUUGGAAACUACUCAUAUUAUCUGCUGUUCUUGCAAUUACUGCCAUUUUUCAAAUGGGAUAUACGAAUGCCUAUCCAAACACAGCUAUUGGAAGUUUUCGAAUAUUUCUCAACGAGUCAGCCAAUGAGCCAUAUACACUAUCAAACUCGGAAUUUGAAUGGGCCUGGUCAGCAAUGCUUGCAAUUUAUUUUAUUGGAUUCGCGGCUGGUAGCGUGAUAUCGGCUGGCGUUGCAGAUAGAAUAGGAAGAAAAUGGACCUUGUUUCUUGGCACCUGUGGAAGUCUGCUAUCUUCCCUUAUAGCGCUCUUUGCAAUAAUUUUGAAAAUGCCACUGAUGUUUGGGUUUUCUAGACUGGUUAUGUCGCUUUCGGCAGCAAUUUCGAUGAAUGGUCUGAUUCUAUUAUUUCAAGAAAGCUCACCAUCUCAUAUGAGAGGGCUAAUUUCAUUCAAUGCAGAGAUGGCUUUCGUGAUAACUAAUCUCAUUGGAGGACUCUUUGGAAUGCAGUCUAUCCUGGGUCAAAAUAUCGUCGGGCUUAUCGCGGUAUCCAUUAUCCCAUCAUCAGUCGCUUGUUUCUUGACGGUGUUUCUCAAGGAAUCUCCGAAGUAUCUUUUUUUGAAGAAACACGACGCUACUGAAGCGGGACGAGCACUGCAGUUUUAUCAAAACAUCAAAGACGAGGAAGAAAAAAUGAACGUUUUAAAUGACUUGAAACUCGAGAAAGAGGAAAUGGGUCAUCAAAAGAAUGGUUCACUCUUUGACAUAAUGGCAAAUCAGCCAGUUCGUCGUGGGUUUUUGUUGGGGCUUGCAACAAUGCAGUUGACAGCAUCAGUAUGGCCUGUUGUGUUUUACUCUACCGACUUUCUCAUGGAUGCAGGAUUCUCAUACGAACUUUCGGAAAGUGUAUCAACAGGAAUGUUGUUUUUGAGCUCGUUGAGCACAAUUGUUGGAAUGUUCAUCGUCGAAAAAUAUUCACGAAAAUGGCUCCUAAUUGGGACGGCCAGUGUAAAUAUCGCAGCUAUUUUAGUAUUCUCACUUAGCGCAAUUUUGUCACAUUAUUGGACUUGGAUAGGAUACGGAUGUAUCAUUUGUCUUAUACUUCAUGGAAUUUCUUAUAGUGUUGCAAUGGGACCGAUUGCUUGGUUCAUUACUUCUGAACUGGUACCUAUCAACUUCCGUGCAGCAUCGCAAUCCCUGGUUCUUGCUCUUAACCACACAGUUGCAUUAGUUUUAGCUUUUCUGACAUUUCCUCUUUACAAAACAAUUGGUCCUAUAACAUUGGUCAUUUUCUUUGUGAUACCGGGAAUUUUGUGCAUAAUAAUGCUGAUAUUGUAUCUACCGGAGACCAAAGAUAAACAUAUUAACGUGAUAGUAGAACAACUCAGAGAAACGAAAGCUAAACGGAAAGAAUCCCAAAAGUUGGAAACUGAAGAGAGCAUUGGAAUGAAUAAAUUAUAAUGACAGCCAGCAUAAUAAUUAAAUAAAUACUAUUGUUAUUUGAAGAA